ACAGGGGAGGUCGGAAAAAUUGGACCAGAGAGGAAACAGAGGUCAGGUGGGACAAAUUCUUCCCUCAGAGGGUGCGGGCUGUGCAGGAACAAGGGUGGCCCAUGGACAGCAGCUCCUCCAGUAGGGAGUGUGGGAGAUAGAUAGCCACUGAGGAGGGCGAAGGGCCCAAACAGGGAGCCAGGAGCGGGCUCAACAGCCUCUGCUUGGGUGCCCUCAGCCAGGCAGGGGCCAGCCUGGCCCCAGAGGCACAGGCUCACCUAAUUGGCAGUGUGGGCCUUUCCAUCAUCAGGGGGAUAAUUGGACCCUGGAGUCCCUAUGCUCAUCAGAAAAAGCCACAGUGGUUUCUCCCCAGUGCCUCAGGCAGCCCACUUCUCAAGAGCAUGUUCAAGGCUUGUCUGGUCACUGUGGCCAGACUAGGAGUUGCUGGACACAGGCAGAAGCCACUCUUCACUCCUGCAGGCAGCUGCAGACGUUUGCAGUGAGGCUUCCAGACACCCCAGGUAGGAUCCAGCACUUUCCAUGUUGCCGAUGGGCUCCUUUCGCUGUGAUUUUAGGGUACGUUGUAUUCCUUGCAUGGGGAGAGAGCUCUUCUUUUAUGUGUGUGAUUGACACUCCCCACUCCACAUGCCCCCCACAUACAGUCUGGAGCAGGGACUCCCCUCUGCAGUCUCACGGCCAGCACCAAGCAGGAUGGCUCAUGGAUGCUCCAUAAAUGGCCCUUGCAUUUUUGAGUACUGUGCUGGGUACAUAUUCAUAGGCAUUGGGUUAUGCCCUGAUAUCUAACAUCACACCCAGAAUUAGCCAGCAGCCUCAGGUGGCUGAAUGGGGCAGACAGCAUUUGCUCACUCAUCAUUGACGAGGACUGGUUCUGGGUGGCUCUGUCAGGCACCAGGGAAGGCAUCAGAGUAAAUGGCUGCAGGCUGAUGGUACGUGCAGCCGGGAGGAGCUACUGCAGUACCCGUCUCACGGACCACCCCAAAAUACAUCCGUUCUGUGGUAUGGAAAGCUUCACUUUCCUCUCUCAGAUUGGAGACCUAGGUUUGAAUUUGUGACUGGGCAAAAACAGUCUUUGUAACAUAUUGGAGAACCUUGUUUACGAUGAAAGGAUGCCAGCCUCCCUCGGCAGCGUCCGCUUGGACUUUCAGUCUGUCCACAGAAACCAGGGAGGUACAGCCAAGUUAAAAAGGCAGCCAUGCCCGCAGCGAUGGGGUACCCUGGAACAGAAACGGGCACUCGAGGGAAAAAAAGAUGAAAGCCAAAGUCUGGAGUUUAGUCCACAGUAAUACCAAUGUCAAUCCCUUACUGUGACAAAUAUGCCCUCUUCAUGUAGGAAGUUAACCUUGGAGGAAGCUGAAUGGAGGGUCUCCCAGAGCUCUCUGCACUCUCUUCGUAACUUUUCUGUAAAUCUAAAAUUAUUCCAAAAUAAAAAGUUUAUUUAAAAGAAAAUGCAGCCAUUGUCUAACAAGUUCAGGGGAUGGAGAGAGUGUGCUGUAAAGGGCCCUGAAUUUGUAAAGUAACACAGUUUCAAUUUAAUGAAUCAAUCCGGUAUUAACUAGCCAACUCAUUAAUGAUCAGUUACCACUAUCCAAAUAAUCAAGAGAAAUCUAUAGGUGCCUCUACUGUUCUGGGUUAAAAGCACAAGAACCAAAGCUCGCUACCCCCACCGCCAGCUCUCCCCAGCAAACCCAGUCAACAGGUGGGGGCUGCUGGCCUUCCAAGGAGCUCCUGUGGACCCCAACUUUCCUCCUUGUGGACUUUAAAGCCCCCUGUGGCCACUCAGCUGGGAAGAGGACACAGUCACCAUCCUGGAUGGUGUCUAGAGAGGCUACAUUCAGACUCACAGCUUGAGACCCCUUUAAUGGCAGGGGUUCUUAUUGCUUUUGUUUUGGGGAGACAGUAGGCGGUGACUGGAGUGAGUAGUAAAUGCUUGUGAAAUUGAUCCUAAACUCUGAACUGCACGCUGGCAUUUUAAGGCAGGGAAUGGCCAUGCCGCCCCAGUGGAUGAUCUUGGGUUCCCACAGAAUGCUCACCCUAGACGGCAGGAGUACAGGUGCCUUUCCAAGUGUAAACCUGUCCCUGGGCAAUUCCCUUCUAGAAGUUUGUUUUUCAGCCUGCAACUCUUCCAUGAACUCGACUUGUCUAGCCAACCCCCUACACGUCACCAUGAGGCUCUCCAGUAAGUGCCGUGCACCACACCUCCCCAGCACAGACUCCAGAUUAUUCGGCACCCACCUGGCCCUCUCCUAGUCUUCUCAUCAAUUUUUAGCAUCCUGGGCCAGAAACCUGGGGUCACCCUCCCCAGCUGUGAGCUGGUGGAAGUCUGCCAUUCAACCCACCUAGACUGCCAAUGAAAAGAACCACCAGAUGCCCUGUGGGGCAAGGGGCUGCGGCUACCCUCUCUCUCCCCCACCUGUGGACCAGGUCCCCGAGAGCCAGGCAGCCCUUUCCUGGGAGCCCUCCCUGCAUUCCUCUGGCUGGUUAGCCCAGUUUGGGGUUCUGCCCUGGUAGGCUGAUAGCCCCUCACCUCAUGCCGAGGCUGCUGCCCUGAUUUGCAGGAACCCUCAGAUGAAGGACCCUAAGGAGGGCCAGCUCUGUGUCCAUGCCCACUUGGAUCUUGAGAGCUGCCCCGAGCACGUGUGGACUGGUAGUGCCCCUGGACUCAGAGCUUUGGGUUUUGCCCACCCUGGAGCUGCCCGGCUCUGUUCCUCAGCAUAUACUCUCUUCCUCAUUCCUACUUCAUGGUUAUAUGUAAAUGCAAGCACACAGAAGUUUUCUACUUUAAAAUUCAGAAGAUGAGCAGAUCACUGCUCUCUCCUGGUGCUCUGGGGAGCCACGUGGCCUCUCUUUACACCAAAACUCCCUAUCCAGGUCCAGCUCCACUCUCCCUCUGCCCCAGCUGCCCUGCAGCCCUUUCCUCUUGCUCUUUGAUGUUUUGUAGGCCUGCAGCUCCCAAGCACAGAGGCAUGAGUGGGGAGAAUGUCACCAAGGUCAGCACCUUCAUCCUGGUGGGCCUCCCCACGGCCCCGGGGCUGCAGUACCUGCUCUUCCUCCUCUUCCUGCUCACCUACCUCUUUGUCCUGGUGGAGAACCUGGCCAUCAUCCUCACCGUCUGGAGCAGCACCUCCCUCCACAGGCCCAUGUACUACUUUCUGAGCUCCAUGUCUUUCCUGGAGAUCUGGUACGUGUCUGACAUCACCCCCAAGAUGCUGGAGGGCUUCCUCCUCCAGCAGAAACGCAUCUCUUUCGUCGGGUGCAUGACGCAGCUCUACUUCUUCAGCUCCCUGGUGUGCACCGAGUGUGUGCUUCUGGCCUCCAUGGCCUACGACCGCUACGUGGCCAUCUGCCACCCGCUGCGCUACCACGUCCUUGUGACCCCGGGGCUGUGCCUCCAGCUGGUGGGCUUCUCCUUUGUGAGUGGCUUCACCAUCUCCAUAAUCAAGGUCUGUUUUAUCUCCAGUGUCACGUUCUGCGGCUCCAACGUCUUGAACCACUUCUUCUGUGACAUUUCCCCCAUCCUCAAGCUGGCCUGCACGGACUUCUCCACUGCAGAGCUGGUGGAUUUCAUCCUGGCCUUCAUCAUCCUGGUGUUUCCGCUCCUGGCCACCGUGCUGUCAUAUUGGCACAUCACCCUGGCUGUCCUGCGCAUCCCCUCGGCCACCGGCUGCUGGAGAGCCUUCUCUACCUGCGCCUCUCACCUCACCGUGGUCACCGUCUUCUAUACAGCCUUGCUUUUCAUGUAUGUCCGGCCCCAAGCCAUUGAUUCCCGGAGCUCCAACAAGCUCAUCUCUGCCGUGUACACUGUUGUCACGCCAAUAAUUAACCCUUUGAUUUACUGCCUGAGGAACAAGGAAUUUAAGGACGCCUUGAAAAAGGCCUUGGGCUUGGGUCAAACUUCACACUAA
Molecule: messenger RNA, 3902 nt
Organism: Pan troglodytes (chimpanzee)
Lineage: Eukaryota; Metazoa; Chordata; Mammalia; Primates; Hominidae
Gene: OR6B2
Product: olfactory receptor family 6 subfamily B member 2
Exons: 1
Coding region: 2739-3902 (387 amino acids)
Biological process (GO): G protein-coupled receptor signaling pathway
Cellular component (GO): membrane
Molecular function (GO): olfactory receptor activity; G protein-coupled receptor activity
Source: RefSeq, a predicted model, not a curated record